GUCUGCUUGAGAUUGAUCUAAAAUGAUUAAACACAGGCUUUCAGAAGCGUUUGACAAGCAGUAGCCUACAUCUUCACAAAUAUCUAAAUGCAGAGCUGACAGACUUCCCAUUCCUGUGCUUUAAUUGAUAUGCAGGCUCUGUUCAUGAAGACAAUGAAGUCUGCCCUGUUGUUGGCUGCUGAGAGUCACUCAGCGACCAGCAGAGGGCAUCUCAAGUCCUGAAACGAGCACCAGCGAGCUCAGUACAAUCCUUCACCAACAUCAUUCCUGUUGCUAUACAACUGAUUUAUUCUUGAUGCCACGGUCAGCCGGUCAAAUCCACAGCAGACUGCGCCUUUUCCGUCCGCUGUCCACAUCUGAAUCAGGAUACAUGUCUUGUCGGGUUUGGAACAGUUUUUUUCCUCUUGGUCGGUUUUCUGUGUCUUUUCUGCCACUUAACCUAGAUUUAACAAUUUUCGACUCGGUGUUUAACAUGUAUUUUACAGUAUCUCAAAACACGCGCUAAACAGUGUCAUUCUCACGAGGCUAAAAGCUUGAGUGCGUCCAUCCAAGGGCUUUGUAAGGUGGCGGUCUGUAAUAUGCGUUAUCAAGGUGAUGUUGUGCAGUAGCUUAAGAAACUAACACAUAGGUGGAUGCACACCUCCUGGAGCUACUCACAUCUCCGACAGGUGUGCGGCCGUGCGCACAGCGGAUCUGGCUGCGGCGCCAAGUGCGUAUAUUUUCCGUGCAGACAGGCGUCCUGGAUGCGUGUCCAACUAUUUGGACAGAACGCCGAGUGCGUCUAACAUGUGGACCUGGGACGCAUGCAACACAGAGCCCUAAACAUGAGGAGGAGCCGACACCGCGCAAAUAUGGGACUUCUCCUGCUUUUGAGAUGGCUCCUGGUCACACUGCUGGUGCCCGCCUUGCUGCUUGCUGCUCCAAGCGGCAUCCGUGAGCGUCCCUGCCCCCAGAGCUGUAGAUGUGAUGGGAAAAUAAUAUACUGCGAAUCCAAUGCCUUCCGUGACGUGCCGAACAAUGUGUCUGUAGGCACGCAGGGCCUCUCCCUGCGUUACAACAGCCUGGCGAACCUCAGAGCACACCAGUUUGCAGGCCUGAGUCAACUGGUUUGGCUCUACCUCGACCACAAUUACAUCAAUGCUGUGGAUGGCCAGGCUUUCCAUGGGAUACGGAGGCUCAAAGAACUGAUCCUCAGCUCGAAUAAGAUUACACAGCUAAAAAACAACACUUUUCACGACGUUCCGAAUUUACGUAAUCUUGACCUUUCCUACAAUAAACUGCAGAUUCUCCAGCCUAAUCAGUUUGUGGGUCUACGGAAACUGCUCAGUUUACACUUGAGGUCAAACUCAUUAAAAACUGUCCCGAUGCGAGUUUUCCUUGACUGUCGCAACCUGGAGUUUCUCGACAUUGGCUACAACAGGCUACGGAGCCUCACGCGUAAUGCCUUUGCAGGACUCCUCAAGCUCAUUGAGCUUCAUCUGGAACACAAUCAGUUCUCAAAGAUAAACUUUGGCCAUUUCCCCCGCCUGACUAACCUGAGGGCGCUCUAUUUGCAAUGGAACCGUAUCAAACUGCUAACCCAGGGCCUGCCGUGGAUGUGGACCUCCUUGCAAAAGCUGGACCUCUCGGGAAAUGAGCUGCAAUUGUUGGACCCGAGUACAUUUCAAUGCCUCCCUAAUCUGCAGACUCUUAACCUGGACUCCAACAAACUCAGCAAUGUGUCUCAGCAGACAGUGGAGGCUUGGAUCUCCCUCACCACCAUCAGUCUGGCUGGUAAUCUGUGGUACUGUAACCCUAAUUUAUGUCCCCUGGUGGCCUGGCUCAAGGCCUUUAAGGGUAACAAGGAGUCCACUAUGAUUUGUGCUGGCCCCAAGGAGGCACAGGGAGAGAAAGUGACAGACGUGGUGGAGACUUAUAACAUCUGUACAGCAACACCGACACCUAUCCCGUCAACAACAUCACCCGUCACUUCUGCAUUUCAGCCCGAGCGGCUGCCUGUUCCCACACAGUCUGUGGUGGAUAAGAAGCUGAUCUGGAACAGGACAGCCUCCCCUGCUCCUACCGAGGCCUCCCCCACAGUCCCUUUGGCAGACACUGAGUAUGUGUCCUUCCACAAGAUCAUAGCUGGUAGCGUGGCCCUCCUCUUAUCUGUGACUAUAAUUCUACUGGUUAUCUAUGUCUCAUGGAAGCACUAUCCCAGCAGCAUCAAACAGCUUCAGCAGCGCUCAGCGGUUAAAAAGCGGCAGAAAAAGGCACGGGAGACUGAGCGCUCCCUUAAUUCACCACUGCAAGAGUAUUAUGUGGACUACAAGCCGUCACACUCAGAGACUAUGGAUGUGCUGGUUAAUGGGACUGGACCUUACACAUACACCAUCUCAGGCUCCAGGGAAUGCGAGAUACCGCGGCAGCUGAGUCCUCUGACGUUGUACAGGUGUGAGCAGUCGGUUCUGGAUUACUGCCAUGCCCACCUGUCGCUACACCUCAACAUGGGCAUGGAGCCCCCAACUCGGGUGCUGGGAGGUCCGACGCCAGUCAAGUACCACCCGGGCCUAAUGGCUGCCCUCCCCUCCGAGGCUGUGCGGCCUUGCCCCCAGACCCACUCCCUCCACCAGUGAGCUGUGCACACUGUGAGGCUCUGUGUCCAAACUACUAUAUGUCUGCUGCACACAAUCAGAGGAGCACUCAGACGAAAUGCAAGGCUGUGUGUGAGGGAACUGGGACUGGUAAAGAAGCAAAGGAGACAAUUAAUCUACUGCAGAGCAUCCCGGGCCCAGGGUAAUGAAAAUGAAAAUAUUUCUCAGUGGAAAUAGAGGGGUGCAGCAGUAUUGAUUAGUGAGCUUCUGAUCUACCUGACCCUCAAUGUCCUCAAUUAGAAAAGGGGGCUGAACAGCAGCAUGACUUUCCACAUUCUGCUCUGCCUCUUGAGGAGUAUUAAGGAUAAUAAUUUAAUGAUUUGUUAAUCUUAUUAAACAUAUUUCCUUGACUUCUCCUUAUCUGGGCACCUCUCUGCUACGUCAGUGAGUAAUCAAAUCCAAAAUGCUAUAAACAGAGCAGGGAAACAGCAUGAGAAGCAGUUGAGUAGCAGAAGAAAUGAAAGAUCAGCCAAGCUAAAAGGUUCUUCUGCUGCUUUGUCUGAUCACGCUGUCAGUCAGAGUUCUCUCUCUAACUGAAGUCCCCGUAGAGUUUUUCAUCUUGAAAAAUGACCCACCCAAAUGAAAUUACCCAAGACAAGAGAAACAAGUCAGAAAAUAACGCACAGUAAUUGUCAUAUAAAAUGUACAGCCUACACAUCUUGCCGGCAGUAAGUAUAAUUUACAUGUUGACUUUUGAUUUCCUGAAAUGAUUUGUGAUGUUUAUCACAUAAUAAUUAAUUUAAUCAAGCUGAAAAAUAAAGAGAUGAAAAAUAAACAGCAAGUACAGAUCUUGGUCCACUGGGACGUUCAGAUAUUUACUUUUCAUUAUUAAUUUAAAUAACUCUUGUAGUUAAUGGGUUUAUGUUUUUUAAAUGUGUUCUUCAACCAAUUAUCUGAUUGUGCACUCAUAUAUCUACGUGUGUGCUUUUUACAAGAUGUUACAUUAUAAUAUAUGCUAAAUAAACCGUGGUAAAUGACCAGUAACAGCGUCAUUCAUCAAGAUCAGUGGUAUCAACCCAAAUAACUGCAGGAUUUAGACAGCUGCAUAGGUGGUGGAGACUGAGGAGAACAGCGCCGAAGCCGAGACUGAUUAAUAAGGAUGUGUGUCUGGUUUUUGCCUUAGUGAUCAAGAACCUGAUACUAACUUUCACUUGCUUUUUUCUCCUCCUGUGACUGUGUGUGACCGUUAUCUGAAGUAAUACAGCAUACUCAACUCUCUCAACUUGGCUCAUGGACUUUUAUGUUGCUUCCAGGAAAAGAAAAGGAAAGAACACCCAAUUAAGGUCCUGGAUAUUAAUAGACAGCAGCUUCAUGUACAAAUAGCGCGCCAUGAAAAUAGUGAAAGCUAAAUGUGAUAUAAUUGGAACAUUUGUCAGCUGGGAAUUGACAGUUAGUUAAGUCAUUCCCCUGAACAGCAAUUGUCCAGUCAUAGUUUAGCAACCGUAAGCCUUUUUUUCCACAUGUUGAAAUGCUGUGCAUUGAGCUGUAAGAAUGAUACUCUACAUUUAAAGAGCUAGAGGACUAACUAGCUCUACACUGCAAUACAAGAAGAACGCUGUCUCUUUAUUACCACAUUGAUCAUCAGCUGGUGAGCAUGCCAAUUUUUUUUUUUUCCUGGGACAUGCAGCUUUAGCCUCACUCAGCCUUUUUAGCAUGAUAUCAUGUACACUAUGUAGCCAUCAAAUUCAUAUUUAAAAUAUUUCUCUCUUUUUUUAAAGUCAGCCAGAAACACCGUUUUCAACCAAUUCAUGGAGCAAACAUUUAAUUUUGCUAGCUUAAUAAGCAAGCCAAUAACAGUUGUCGUUUCAGCCGGGAAAUGAGAAGCUUUUUUUGUGUAACUGUCUGAAAUGAACAAACUAUUGAUUCAAAAAUUACUUAGAAUGUGGGAAAUCCUCCCCGGUUUCAUUGUAAAGUGCUGUGUGAGAAUGAAGAGCUUUGAUAAUCAAACAAACUGCUUUUGAACAUGUGACAUAAAAAAUUUAAUUAUCUAUGUUUAUUUAUUUAUUGUUAUUUGUUUUCAUAGAAAUGACAUUUUCCUUGUAUUUACUUAUACAGGCAACUGUGUACAACUGCACAAUUGUAUGUCACAUUUU
Micropterus salmoides (largemouth bass) is the source of this 4726-nucleotide messenger RNA. RefSeq names its product leucine-rich repeat transmembrane neuronal protein 4. Bases 804 to 2615 code for a protein of 603 amino acids. NCBI's taxonomy places the organism in Eukaryota, Metazoa, Chordata, Actinopteri, Centrarchiformes, Centrarchidae. Gene Ontology annotation, cellular component: plasma membrane. The record is from RefSeq and is a predicted model, not a curated record. The transcript has 3 exons. Gene Ontology annotation, molecular function: protein binding.